CCAGUAGAUAGCAAGCAGCCAACUCGACAAGUGUACAUGUCUCUCGAGCCCCAACACUCUUCAGUCAUCCAUGUGCUGUCGUCUAAGCAAUACCGGCUUCAAAAUAAUUAUUUUUAUUCAAGUCCCAAGUCUAUACUUUUUUUACGACUGCUUCGACAACAGGUAUAAUUAUCUAAAGUGCUCAGUUUUUCGUCAAGUUGUGUGAAUUUGAUUUUUAUAUUAGCACAAAGACCUGUUGGUUUUACAAUAUCAAAUAUUUUACGAAGUUUAUUGUGGAUAUUGAUGUAUAUUAGUGGAUCUAUAAGAUCUUUGACGUUAGUAAACAAAUAAUUAACCUACAAAAACGAAGGAAAUCUACAAAGAUGGAUAGCUGCAAUGUUCAAAAGCAUUCAGUUCAUACUCUAGUGUUUCGCUCACUUAAAAGGACACACGACAUGUUUUUAGCAAAUCAAAGUUUGUUACCUCCUGUAGAUCCAGCUAUCGAGAAAUUACGCAGAUCCAUCAAAGCUAAAGAUAGCUACAAAACAGUACUCCACGAAGUCGAUUUAGAGAAUGAAAUGAUCAAGAGGCGAAAAGCAAAUGACCCAAGCUCUGUAGCUACUCAAGAAGAAUCUCCCAUAAGUAACAGUUUAGCCUUAGUAUCAAGUAAUGCUACAACAGAAAAUGCUGUUUCAAAUAUUAUUUCUAAUCCAAUAAAGAAAACACCCACUAUGGCAAAACCAAAGUGGCAUGCCCCCUGGAAGUUAUACAGGGUUAUAAGUGGACAUUUGGGGUGGGUGCGCUGUUGUGCUGUGGAACCAGGCAAUGAGUGGUUCGCAACUGGAUCUGCAGAUCGGAUUAUCAAAGUCUGGGACUUAGCAAGUGGACAAUUGAAGAUAUCGUUGACUGGACAUAUUAGCAGUGUAAGAGGUCUUGCAUUUUCUCCAAGACAUCCUUAUCUAUUUUCAUGUGGUGAAGAUAAACAAGUUAAAUGUUGGGAUUUGGAGUACAACAAAGUAAUUCGACACUAUCACGGACACUUGUCCGCUGUUUAUUCUUUGGCACUGCAUCCUACCAUAGAUGUAUUGGUUACAGCUGGUAGAGAUUGUACCGCAAGAGUAUGGGAUAUGAGAACAAAAGUAAAUGUUCAUACACUUUCAGGACAUACCAAUACAAUAGCUAGCGUUGUAUGUCAAGCCACGGACCCACAAGUUAUAACUGGUAGCCAUGAUAGCACAAUCAGGCUAUAUGAUUUGGCAGCUGGAAAAUCUAGAGCAACUCUCACAAAUCAUAAAAAGAGUGUGAGAGCUCUGACAUUCCAUCCAACGUUAAAUAUGUUUGCCUCUGGCUCGCCAGAUAAUAUAAAACAGUGGAAAGCUGAUGAUGGAAAAUUCAUUCAAAAUUUAUCUGGUCACAAUGCCAUCAUCAACUGCCUUGCUGCAAAUGAGGAUGGAGUUUUGGUAUCAGGUGCAGACAAUGGUACCAUGCAUUUAUGGGAUUGGAGAACUGGAUACAAUUUCCAGCGGCUACAAGCUCCAGUUCAACCUGGUUCAAUGGACUCUGAAGCUGGUGUAUUUAGUGUAACAUUUGAUCAUUCAGGAACAAGAAUGAUUACAACAGAAGCUGAUAAAACCAUCAAAAUAUACAAAGAAGAUGACACAGCAUCAGAAGAAACUCACCCUAUCAAUUGGAAGCCCGAAAUAAUAAAAAGAAGAAAGUACUAGAAAAUAUUUUAGUUAAUGGAUGUUCACUUACAGUCUAAUUACUAUCAAGUAUUUGAUAAAAUUAAGCAACCACGAUUAUUUUUAAUUUAGGUCA
Molecule: messenger RNA, 1797 nt
Organism: Trichogramma pretiosum
Lineage: Eukaryota; Metazoa; Arthropoda; Insecta; Hymenoptera; Trichogrammatidae
Gene: Tango4
Product: pleiotropic regulator 1-like
Exons: 1
Coding region: 363-1703 (446 amino acids)
Biological process (GO): mRNA splicing, via spliceosome
Cellular component (GO): precatalytic spliceosome; Prp19 complex; catalytic step 2 spliceosome
Molecular function (GO): protein binding
Source: RefSeq, a predicted model, not a curated record